Messenger RNA from Heterocephalus glaber (naked mole-rat), 948 nucleotides. RefSeq names its product olfactory receptor 8H1-like. The record is from RefSeq and is a predicted model, not a curated record. Gene Ontology annotation, biological process: G protein-coupled receptor signaling pathway. Gene Ontology annotation, cellular component: membrane. Lineage: Eukaryota; Metazoa; Chordata; Mammalia; Rodentia; Bathyergidae. Gene Ontology annotation, molecular function: G protein-coupled receptor activity; olfactory receptor activity.
AUGAAUAGAAGGAACUCCAGCAGUGUGACUGAUUUCAUCCUCAUGGGGCUGACGGACUCUGCAGAGGCAAAGCUGGUCCUCUCCGGGCUCUUCCUCCUGAUUUACCUGAUCACGGUGCUGGGGAAUGCGGGGAUGAUACUGAUCAUUCACCUGGAUCCUCAGCUUCACACCCCCAUGUACUUUUUUCUCACUCACCUGUCAUUUCUUGACCUCAGCUACUCAAGUGUCAUCACCCCUAAAACCUUACAGAACUUACUGACUUCCACCAAAAGCAUCUCCUUCCUGGGCUGCUUCUUACAGAUGAACCUUUUUACCGUCUUGGGUUCUACUGAAUGCUUCCUUCUCUCCUCUAUGGCCUAUGAUCGCUAUGUAGCUAUCUGCAACCCGCUGCACUAUCCAGUCAUUAUGUCCACACAACUGUGCUGUGCCCUCGUAACUGGGUCCUAUAUGUUUGGAUUUAUAGAUUCCACUGUGAAUGCGGUUUGCAUGAGCAGACUGCACUUCUGCAACUCUAAUGUCAUCCAGCACUUUUUCUGUGACACAUCCCCAGUUUUAGUUCUGUCCUGCAGUGACACUUAUGAAGUCGAAAUCACAAUAUUUGCUUUUGCGGGGUCCACCCUAGUGCUGUCUCUCAUCACCAUAUCUGGAUCCUAUGUGUCCAUCCUCUUCACUAUCCUGAAAAUUAAUUCCACUGCAGGAAAACGAAAAGCCUUCUCCACCUGUGCCUCCCAUCUCCUGGGAGUCACCAUCUUCUACAGCACUAUGAUCUUUACUUACCUAAAACCGAAGAUGUCCUACUCCUUGGGAAGGGAUCAGGUGGCUUCCGUGUUUUACACGAUUGUGAUCCCCAUGCUAAACCCGCUCAUUUAUAGUCUCAGAAACAAAGAGGUGAAGCAUGCUGCCCUGAGAGUCCUGCAGAAGAAAGCAGGCCACAGACAGUUGAAAUAA